AUGCGCUCCCUGAUCGCCGGCUCGAUGCGCUCUGCGCUCGCCAGCGAAUCGGUUGCGAUGAACCCCACCAAACCAUCGGCGGGGAAAAAGAGGGGCCGAAGGAAGACUUCCGUAGCAACUUCCGACGACGGCGGUGCGUCAUCCUCCAGCACCGAGGUGCCGGAAAAGACCAUGGCCGUCGAGGAGGUGGCUCCGGUGAUUUCGGGGCCUGCUGCGUCGAAAGACACGAUGCCCGCACCCCAGUGGGCACCAGUGAGGAGGAGGGGCGCAGUGUCACCGGCGACGUCGGUGGAGUCGAUGUCGACGUCGGCCGCGUCCCUGGCUAGCGGGGACGAGGCAUUCCGCGACCUCGACCAUGCCCUGGUCAAUCUGGCUAAGUUGCUGUCGACCGUGGCUGCCAAGGGCGCCGAGCCAGGCAGCAGCUACCGGAAGAGGCUCCGGGAGGGAGCCGCUAUGGUUAGGACGAAGCUGAUCCCUACCAUGUCCAAACUCGUAGCGCAGCUUGACUCCAGGGAGAGUCGCAUUCUGGGGGACUCCCCAGCCUUGCGAGAGGGGACUCCCUUGUCGCCGAUGCCUGCGCUGGCACGCUCUGAGCCACCCGUGAGGAAGAUGGACACCAGCGCGCCUUCGCGGGCUGGGAUGAGUGUGGCGGCGCUCAUGCCAGCGCCUACUACUGUGGCCCCUGUUCCGCGCGUGCCUACUCCCGCGCUUCCUCGCCCCCCUCGGAGGGUUGAGUUAAGGCCUGCGCCGCCUUCCCGGAUAUCGGCGCCCCUGCAUCCAUACAGGCAGGAAGGUUAA
Molecule: messenger RNA, 798 nt
Organism: Bombyx mori (domestic silkworm)
Lineage: Eukaryota; Metazoa; Arthropoda; Insecta; Lepidoptera; Bombycidae
Exons: 1
Coding region: 1-798 (265 amino acids)
Source: RefSeq, a predicted model, not a curated record